UAUCGAUUGCACAGCGGCAAAAUAGCACUAAAACUUGUUUUGGUUUCGUUUAUUAUUAUUUUAAGUUUAUAUUAUGGACCUGGAACACAUAGUAGCGAGCCCAUCGGCAAGCGAUUCCAAUUCAUCAGUGCACUCCCAGCGCCUACGUAGAAGAGAUAAGCGUAGGCUGGACAAUGGCAACAACACAGCCAGCGAUCAUCUUCCCCCAGGAAAUACAAGUAUAGCCGCAGAAGUAGCUAACAUCUACAGGGCAGAUCGCCAGGACAGCUUACUGGCUCUUCAAAUACCACAUAAGAAUCGAUCGGUAGGGCCGAGCAGCGAGUUCAUAUCCAUGCACGAUCUGCUGCUAAGUCAAGCUGAUUACAGCACCACGGUGGAGAAGGAGGAAGCCCCAGUACACAUUUCCGAGCUUAUACUACGAGAUUUCUGUUCAUCACCCACAUACGAGGAGGAGAAGGAUAUACCGAUCUGCGACUCACCUCCGUGGUUCCGAUUUCGAAAGAAAAGAAUAAACACCUACAGCCGAAAGCCACCAACCCAGAAAGAGCCGACAGUUGCUGACGACGAAGAUGAAGACGAUCGAUUGAGCUGCUCAUCCGGGCUCUCGGUACAGGAGGAUCACACAGUUGUUACCCGAGUGCCGGCACCGACGGCAUUGUGUGAAUUAGAUGGCAAUAGCUCACAGAAGAUUUGUGAAAAUCUUCUAAAUUUAAGCGAAUAUUUUUCUCUGAGUAAUACCAGUCCGAACCCAAACAAAGCCACCGAGUCUGUUGGCAUCCACAAAGCGAUAGCCGCCAAUACGAGCAUUGAUUUAGCCAUCAAACAAGAGGAUGCAUCAUUACAGCGAAACAAUAUGGAUCCGGAUUCACCUGUUGAGUGCACAUCUGUGGAAUUUGAAAAUCUGGAAGAGGACCUUCUGAAGCUGGGCUACACUUACGAAGCCUCUGAUGUCUGUGAUACAAAACAACACCAAGGAAACGAAACAAACACUCUUUUUGCCGAGAGUGGGAGUUUUCGAAGAUCAUCCCCAGCAAACGACGCUUCGGAAUUGGAUGCCAAAGUAUGUGAGGAAUGGUCCAAAGGUGAUUCGUUUCUUGUGGAUUAUAACACCGAAAAGAUUCCAUUGAGUGAUGAUGAACCUGCACAAACGGAUACAUCUGAUGAAAAUCCAACAAAGCGGUUGGAAACCACCGAACCAAGCAGUCACCUUUUAUUGGAAGACAUCCCAAUCAGUGAGUGGCAAACCAAAAUGGAUAUUCCCGAUACAUCAAAUUGCAAAACGGAAGCGUCGGCUCAAGAAAUGGACAAUACGACUGUCAAAUUAGAGGAGACGGCGAAAAUUGAAGUGGAGUUCCUUAAGGGAAUUCCAGACUGUGAGCCUAUUACAUUCCGUACGGCCUCAAACAAACCGAUCGAGGUGUCGGAGGAGAUGCAAAUGAAGGCGGCCAAGUUGUUGGCUGAUGUCGAAGGUGAUGAAUGGAACCGAAAGGAUAUUGGAGAAUUUGUUGGAUUCCGAACAGCCUCAAACAAACCGAUUAAGGUGUCUGAGGAUAACGAAAAGAAGGCAGCCAAGCUUAUGGCAGAUGUCCAGGCUGCAGACCAAAUGAGCGAAACAAGUGAUACUCAGUUCCUUCAAGGCAUUACUUUAAGCCAAUGGCAACCCAUGGACGUUCAAGAAGAUGUCCCGUUCCGAACAACAUCAAAGAAAUGUAUCCGAGAUUCGGAGGAGAUGAGAUUAAAAGCAGAUGUAAGCAAACCAAAACCAUCAAGCAGUCGUCAAAAUCACGAAGAAAUUAACAUGAAUGAGGGACAGGAAAUGGAUGUUUCAGAAUUUGUCGGCUUCCGAACAGCCUCAAACAAACCAAUCGAGGUUUCGGAGGAGAUGAAAAAGAAAGGAGCCAAGCUACUGGCUGAUUUUGAGGCUACAGACUUCAAUGAAUUGAAUCCAAUAGAUAUUCCAGAAACUAUUGGAUUCCGAACAGCCUCAAACAAACCGAUUAAGGUGUCUGAGGAUAGCGAAAAGAAGGCAGCCAAGCUUCUGGCCGAUGUCCAGGCAGCAGACCAAAUGAGCGAAACAAGUGAUACUCAGUUCCUUCAAGGGAUUACUUUAAGUCAAUGGCCACCCAUGGACAUUCCAGAAGUUGUCCCGUUCCGAACAGCCUCAAACAAAUUCCAAGUUUCGGAGGAGAUGAGAAUGAAAUCAGGAGAAGUAAGCAACCCAAAACCUUCAAGCAGUCAUCAAGAUCACGAAGAAAUGAACAUGAAUGAGGAGCAGGAAAUGGAUGUUUCAGAAUUUGUCGGCUUCCGAACAGCCUCAAACAAACCAAUCGAGAUUUCUGAUGAAAUGAAAAAGAGAGGAGCCAAAUUAAUAGCCGAUGUCGAAGCGGAAACAACAAAUCAGCCAAAUCUGAAGAGGUAUAACACAUUUCCCACAAGCGAUGCCCCGGAGGUAGUGAGUGCAUUAAUUGGGCCUGUUCUUUCUUUAAGUUGUGACCCUGAAUGCCAGUCGGAAAUGUCAGAUUAUCGUUCCGAUGAUGAUUUCAAGGGUUUCCCAUCGGACGAACUCCAGCCGCUGGACUUUCUUGAUCUCAAUGUCUUUCCCAGACUAUCACAGAAAGCAGAGGAGACUCACGCGAACGAUUCGAAAUCUGGGACACCCAAGCAACGACGGGAGACUUCCGACGGAAUCCCCUCAAGCAAGCGUCGACGUCAAGACGCAGACUGCCAACUCUCAUCGUCUCCACAGCAAAGAGAGCAGCAUGGAAGACAGCUCUCCAAAACAACGUCGUGUCACAGUGCAUUGGGAUCGCCAAUCAAAUCGCUGGGUAUGCCCGACUCUCUGUCGCAACUGGCAGAGCGUUCGCCCCUCGACCCCAUCACAAAGACGUCCGUGAUUGCUCGCCGGAAUCUGUUGUCGCUUAGCAGUCGACGCAAGCGGGUCAGCACCGCUGGUGAAUGCCAGGUCCAGGACAAUGUCACUCCGGUUAAGCCCCGCUUUGCCCCGAUGUUUGCAUCGACCAGCACGCCGCUGUCUAACAGGAAUAUAAACCGGCUUGAGGAAUCCCGCGGUGGAGAGGAUGUAUCUCCGAUUUGCAAGCCUUUUGAAAAAGUUCCCCGCCUUGGCCUGAGUCGCAGUCGAUAUUAGUCGUUGUUGUUAUUAGAUUUAUACUGAACAAUACACACAAACGCCGCCGGUUUGCUUUUGGUUUCGUUACAUACAAUUGUACAUCCAGAUGUCCAGAACUGCCCAAGAUUAAUAUUUAGAUGGCAUAUAACUACUUGUAAGCGUGUAAAAACAAAGUUUGAAGUGUGUAAUUAAAUAAGACAAUACUCGCACAUUCGUGGUGAUUCAGGGCAUU
This is a messenger RNA of Drosophila obscura, 3359 nucleotides long. RefSeq names its product breast cancer type 2 susceptibility protein homolog (gene Brca2). Gene Ontology annotation, biological process: regulation of DNA-templated transcription; double-strand break repair via homologous recombination. The transcript has 3 exons. The record is from RefSeq and is a predicted model, not a curated record. NCBI's taxonomy places the organism in Eukaryota, Metazoa, Arthropoda, Insecta, Diptera, Drosophilidae. Bases 74 to 3145 code for a protein of 1023 amino acids.